Molecule: messenger RNA, 2347 nt
Organism: Dermacentor silvarum
Lineage: Eukaryota; Metazoa; Arthropoda; Arachnida; Ixodida; Ixodidae
Exons: 2
Coding region: 203-2347 (714 amino acids)
Molecular function (GO): nucleic acid binding
Source: RefSeq, a predicted model, not a curated record
CCGGCUUCACAACCGGGCGCUGCGUAACCUCAACGAUGGGGCGAUCGCAGCACUCACAAGAUACUUCAACCAAUGCUGGAGAGAAGGCAAACUACCGAAACAAUGGAAGACGGCUCGCACGGUCCUCAUACCGAAGCCCGGCAAGCCACCCAACAUUGAAAAUCUACGGCCCAUCUCCCUGACAUCCUGCGUCGGAAAAGUGAUGGAACACAUCAUGCGUAACAGGUGGAACCGCUACCUCGAAGACAAGGGCCUCUACCCGGACGAAAUGAUCGGCUUUCGAGAGAAACUCAGUACCCAAGACGCCAUGAUACAACUCCAGCAUGAAAUCCUGGAAGUAUCAGCUCCCACUCACGACAAUAGAGCAGUUCUCGGCCUAGACCUGCAGAGUGCUUUCGACAAGGUACGCCACUCGGCAAUCCUGUCGCAGGCCUCGCGGCUAGGACUUGGACGAAGAUCCUACAACUACAUAAGGGACUUUCUGUCCAACCGAACGGUAAAAAUACAAGCGAGUAACCUACAACUAGAAGAAAAGACCCUCGGAAGCGUCGGCACACCGCAGGGCUCCGUGAUAUCGCCGCUGCUCUUCAACCUGGUCAUGAUCGGAGUUGCGGAGCGACUAAACGCGCGAGUCCCGCACGUCCGUUACACGAUCUACGCGGAUGACAUCACGCUAUGGGUUGCCGGCGUCAGCGACGGGUACAUCGAAGAAACGCUACAAGAAGCAGUGAACACAAUAGAAGAACAGCUGGAUGGCACCGGUCUCCGAUGCUCGCCACAAAAGUCCGAACUCCUGAUCGUCCCACCACCCGGGCGAUAUAGGAAGAAAGCCACUGAAGACUCGGAGAAGAUCGUGCUCCGAACCAGAGACGGCAUCGUCAUUCCGAAAGUCUCUAAGCUCCGUGUCCUAGGCAUGGUGCUCGAAGCCAGUAGGAGCAACGGCGUCACCGUCCACAAGAUCAUCACUAAGAUGGGUAUCGCCACGCGACUCAUCAAGCGAGUUGCGACCCGGCACAGAGGGAUGAAGGAGGCCAGCCUACUACGUCUGGUGCAGUCCUUCGCCAUCAGCCACCCUGCCUACGUAGGACAUCAGAAGGCUGCGCUCGGCUUAUUCAACUGCACGAGCACAGCCAAGCUGCUCGAGCUGGGGGUGCACAACACCCUCGAAGAAAUCGCAGAAGCGCAAAGAACAUCUCAGCGCGAGAGACUCCAAACCACACGAACGGGACGAAGCAUCCUGGCCAGACUAGGCCAAGGCACGAACACUACUAACAACGAAGCGAAGAGACAUCACGCCCUCCCGAAAAGGGCCCUCCGCCGACCGGUGGUGGCGCCCCUACCAAAGAACAUGCACCCGGAGCACAGCCAAGGCCGACGAGACGCACGAGCCAAGGCCCUCACUGAAGCACAUGCCAACGAUAACGGCGCCUUAUACGUGGACGCCGCUAAAUACAAAGACAAAGAAGACACAUACGUGGCCGUAGCAAUACGCGCCACAACGGGCGAAAUCUACAGUGCUUGCAGCGUCCGUGCGAAGCAAGCGCAUCAGGCGGAAGAAGCCGCCAUUGCGCUGGCCCUCGCCGACAACAAGUUUACAACGAUCCUGAGCGACUCGCGCACAGCGGUUCGGAACUACGGCAGAAAUAAUGUGUGUGCCAGUGCGGUGCGCGUUGUGAAGUGCAGUGACAGACAGUGCACCGACGGACUGCGGACUCGUCUCCGAUGGUUCCCGGCGCAUCAAGGCUGCUACUUCGGGAGCACCUCCCCAAACCGCAAUGAGACGGCGAACGCCGCUGCGCGAGGUCUUACUCGCCGCGUGGUGGCACCAGCGUCCCUCGUCUUAGCGGAGGGAGUAGCCACCGACGAUGAAGACGACGAAGAAGAAGCCGAAGUGGUAACGAGCUACGCGGACGUGCUGGAAUGGUACCGGAGCGCACGUCGCUCCAUGCCGGACCCACACUUGCAGCUCACCAGAGAACAGGCGGUACUCUACAGACAGCUGCAAACGAACUCGGUGCUCACGCCUGCGCUCGCGCGCUUCAUAUGCCCCGACGUCUACGAGAGCGCAAAGUGUAGUGUGUGUAACAGUGCGACCGCCACGCUAACUCACGUUAUGUGGGAUUGUAAACUGAAUCCAGAAGAGGCAGCGGCCUACCCAGGCAGACUGCCAACGGACAUUGCCCGUGCCGCAACGGCUCAGGACUCAGAGCAACAACUACAGGCGGUCCAGCGGAUCGAGACAGCUCUCGCUCGCCAAACGCGCAGGGACGCACCCGACGGGACCCAGGGGCGACAGCCUCGUAGAGAACGUUGGGUCCCCCGGCGUAAGCGUCGAGACGCAACUUGA